UGUUUUUCAGAUUAGUGCAGCCCUCCACUGAGAGUGCGAAAGUUAGCGCCUCUCAGUGGAACGCUGCUCAAUCUCAUAAUUAUUGUGCAUUUCUACAGCAUGCGUGUGACAAAGUUCAGCACACGGGGAGGUAUGAAGCCGAGCAUGCCGAAUACUCGUCAUCCCCGCGGUGCCCCCAUGGGGUGUCACUCCAUACGGAGAACCAAGAACAGGCCGAGAAAGAAUUAUGCCAUGGCCUUUCAGAUAUCUGCUUGGCUCCACAGUCACGGACUGCUGAUCUUCUAGGCGAUAUGAUCCUACACAUCACUCACUUUUCUACUUAACCUGCUGCUACCAUGUCUAGAAUCCCACCAUCUUUACGCACGAGAUAUCAAUAUGGCGAACGAGAAGCUCUCCUACGAUCGCAAAAGUGCUGGUCCUGAAGGCGAGACUGACAGGAUUGAUAUUAAGGAUGAGAGGAGCUCCGGUUCUGCCUCCCCUGAACCUUCACACGAAGCCACUCUCUGGGAAAGACAACGCGAUCCAUACUUGGGCAAAUCUGAGCGCGAUGUCAUCACUGAUCUUGAAGGCCUGGUUCAACAAUACGACUUGCACGACCUCAAGGAAGAACUUGCUCGGGGUGCUCGCUACGCUUACAACCGCGACGACACCGAUCGUCUCAAUCCUACCGAAGAUGAGAGACAUUGGAUUGCGAAGGAGAAGAGUCCUGCUUUCAAAGACAAGUGGGCUCAGACUAAGAUGAUGUACUUUGUUGCCUUCCUUUGUGGUUCCGCUGCUAUUGUCCAAGGUAUGGACCAGACCGCGGUGAACGGUGCUCAACUAGGUUAUUUCGAAGACUUCAACAUCACCAAUGAGUGGGAGCAGGGUCUGAUCAAUGGCGCCCCAUACCUCUGCUCUGUAUUAAUCGGCUGCUGGACAUCACCUGUGCUCAACAAAUACUUCGGUCGUCGUGGCACUAUCUGGAUAUCGUGUUUCGUUUCAAUAGCAUCCGGAGCCUGGCAAGGUGCUACGUUCGACAAAUGGCAACUUUUCGCCUCACGUUUCGUUGGAGGUUUUGCUAUCGGUGCCAAAUCAUCAACCACCCCUGCGUACGCUGCUGAGUGUUCUCCGCCUCGCAUCAGAGGUGCUUUGGGGUCUCAAUGGCAGAUGUGGACUGCUUUCGGCAUCAUGCUCGGAUUCAUCGCUUCAGUAGCCUUUUACGGCAUUGAAGUUGAAGGCUAUCCAGGCCUGGACUGGAGAUUGAUGCUUGCUUCCACCAGUAUACCGCCCAUCUUCGUCUGCUGCAUGACCUUCUUCGCCCCUGAAAGUCCACGCUGGCUCAUGAGCAAAGAAAGAUACCGCGAAGCCUUCCAGUCUCUUUGCAGACUUCGUCAAUGUCACUUGCACGCAGCGAGAGAUUUAUACGACAUCCAUAUCCGUCUAAUGCUCGAACACGAACUCAAACCGAAGACUGCCUGGGCUAGAGCCACUAAGCUUUUCUCUGUGCCCAGAAAUCGUCGUGCAGCUCAGUCGGCCUUCUUUGUUAUGCUGAUGCAGCAGUUCUGCGGCGUUAACGUCAUUGCAUACUACUCGUCGGCUAUAUUCGUUGAUGCUGGUUUCACUGUGCAGCGUGCCUUGCUCGCCUCUAUGGGAACUGGUAUCAUUAAUUGGCUGUUCGCCAUUCCUGGUAUCCUAACGAUUGACACAAAAGGCCGCAGAUGGCUUCUGCUUGUCACGUUUCCCUACAUGGCAGCUUGCCUCUUCUUCACCGGAUUCUCAUUCUUCAUCCCUGAAGAUCGUGGUGAUGCUAGAAUCGCAUGUGUAGCGACAGGCAUCUAUCUCUUCAUGGUCGGCUACAGUCCCGGCAUGGGUCCCGUACCAUUCACCUACUCUGCUGAAUCAUUCCCACUCGCCGUCCGUGACACCGGCAUGGCAUUCGCAACAGCCACGUGCUGGGGAUUUAACUUCAUCCUCGCAUUGACGUGGCCAGCCCUUCAAACAGCCUUCACAACUCAAGGCGCUUUCUGCUGGUACGCAGCCUGGAAUCUGUUCGGUUUCGUCUUUACUUGGUUCUGUCUACCUGAGACCAAGGCGAGACCAUUGGAGGAGCUGGAUGCUGUGUUUAACAUCAGGACUAGGGAUCACUUUGCUUAUCAUCUUAUCAAGACGCCUGUUAUUGGUAAGGGGCAUGUGGGGAAUAACUUGGCUGAUGUGGCUGCGGUUAUUGAGGGGAGGGAUGUGAAGGGGCAUGUUUAGGGUGAUAUGUAUCUCAG
Messenger RNA from Aureobasidium pullulans EXF-150, 2252 nucleotides. RefSeq names its product putative MFS myo-inositol transporter. Gene Ontology annotation, cellular component: membrane. NCBI's taxonomy places the organism in Eukaryota, Fungi, Ascomycota, Dothideomycetes, Dothideales, Saccotheciaceae. Bases 376 to 2235 code for a protein of 619 amino acids. The transcript is spliced from 5 exons. Gene Ontology annotation, biological process: transmembrane transport. The record is from RefSeq and is a predicted model, not a curated record. Gene Ontology annotation, molecular function: myo-inositol:proton symporter activity.